Hippocampus zosterae (dwarf seahorse) is the source of this 3814-nucleotide messenger RNA. RefSeq names its product netrin receptor UNC5C-like. Gene Ontology annotation, molecular function: protein binding; netrin receptor activity. NCBI's taxonomy places the organism in Eukaryota, Metazoa, Chordata, Actinopteri, Syngnathiformes, Syngnathidae. The record is from RefSeq and is a predicted model, not a curated record. Gene Ontology annotation, cellular component: membrane. The transcript is spliced from 17 exons. Gene Ontology annotation, biological process: netrin-activated signaling pathway. Bases 296 to 2761 code for a protein of 821 amino acids.
CUGUGAGUGUGCGCGGAUCCGCGAGCAAGCUAGGCAGCAGCCGCGCUCAGUCCAGCCGCGCGCAGACACGCGUGAAGGGAAGUGACAUCGCCCCCUCGCUUAAAAAAAAAAACCUUUUCGGGAGUUCAGGAUUAGAAAACGUCUUUUGGCUUUGUCUGUUCGUAACCGGGAGAGCUGAGGUUAUUUUUUUUUUCACCGAUAUUUUUUUUCAUUUUUAUUAUUUGUGUUUGUUUGUUUGUUUGUUUUUUCUUUCCCUUGGACUGACAGCGGAGGGUUUCUUUUUUUUUUCGUGGACAUGGGGAGAAGUGGACUAGUAGAUCGCUGGAGGUGGAUGUGCGCCACGCCGGGCGUCCUUCUUCUCCUCCUCCUGGGGUUCUUGCAUGCAGGACUCGGCCAAGCACGAGAAGACGACGAUUUCCUGAGCGAGCUGCCCGAGACCUUCCCGUCCGAUCCGCCCGAGCCGUUGCCGCAUUUCCUGUUCGAACCUGACGAGGGCUACAUCGUCAAGAACAAGCCCGUCAACCUCUACUGCAAGGCCACGCCCGCCACGCAGAUCUACUUCAAGUGCAACAGCGAAUGGGUCCACCAGAAGGAUCACACAGUGGAAGAACGUGUGGAUGAGAACUCAGGUCUGGUUGUGAGAGAAGCCAGCAUAGAAAUAACCCGGCAGCAGGUGGAGGAACUAUUCGGCCCAGAAGAUUACUGGUGUCAGUGCGUGGCAUGGAGCUCCGCCGGAACCACCAAAAGUCGCAAGGCAUACGUUCGCAUCGCAUACCUGAAGAAGUCAUUUGAGCAGGAGCCCCUCGGCAAGGAGGUGUCCCUGGAACAGGAAGUGCUGUUGCAGUGUCGCCCACCGGAGGGCAUACCGGCAGCAGAGGUGGAGUGGCUGAAGAACGAAGAGAUCAUCGACCCAGCGGAGGACAGAAACUUCUACAUCACCAUCGACCAUAAUCUGAUCAUCAAACAAGCGCGUCUUUCGGACACGGCUAACUACACGUGCGUGGCCAAGAACAUCGUGGCCAAGAGACGCAGCACAACGGCCACCGUCAUCGUUUACGUUAAUGGUGGCUGGUCGACGUGGACGGAGUGGUCGAUGUGUAACAGCCGCUGUGGGCGGGGCUUCCAGAAACGAAGUCGCAGCUGUACAAACCCCGCCCCUUUAAACGGCGGAUUGCCUUGUGACGGACAGGCCAUCCAGAAACUAACUUGCACCUCCUUAUGCACCGUGGAUGGCGAGUGGACGGACUGGAGUAAGUGGUCAGCGUGCGGGACGGAGUGCACCCAGUGGAGGAGGCGGGAGUGCAACAACCCGGCGCCCAAAAAUGGCGGGAAGGACUGCGAGGGUCUGGUGCUUCACUCUCAGAACUGCACCGAUGGACUUUGUAUGCAGAGUUCAUUGUUUGAGACGCCCAAAGAAACGAGUGAUGUGGGGUUCACAUCGGCUCCGAGCACGGACGAUGUGGCUCUCUACGUGGGCGUGGUCAUCGCCGUCAUCAUGUGCCUGGUCAUCUCGGUCAUCGUGGCGCUCUUCGUGUACCGCAAGACACAUCGCGACUUCGACUCGGACAUCAUCGACACGUCGGCGCUCAACGGAGGGUUCCAGUCGGUCAACAUCAAGACGGCCAGAUCAGAGCCCCUCCCCAACCUGAAGAUUAAGGUGUACAACUCCUCCAGCCUCGUCACGCCGCAGGACGACCUCGGAGGAGACUUUACAUCCAAGCUCUCUCCCAAGUUGACACAGUCUCUGCUGGAGAACAGCGAAACCAUGAACCUUCGGAACCAGAGCUUGGCCCGCACUCGAGACCCCUCGUGUACCGCGCACGGCUCCUUCAACAACCAGGGAGGACACCUCAUUGUGCCCAACUCGGGAGUGAGUCUGCUGGUUCCGGCGGGCACCGUCCCCCAGGGCCGCGUCUACGAGAUGUAUGUGACGGUGCACAGGAAGGACAGCUCCAGACCACCGGUGGAGGACGUGCAGACUGUGCUGAGUCCGGUGGUAAGCUGCGGACCCCCAGGAGCUCUACUGACCAGACCGGUCAUCCUCACCAUCCACCAUUGUGCUGACAACGUCCACGAGGACUGGCUCAUACAGCUGAAAAACCAACUGUCUAUGGGCGAGUGGGAGGAUGUGGUGGUGGUGGGCGAGGAAAACUUCACCACUCCCUGCUACGUGCAGAUGGACUCGGAAGCCUGUCACAUCCUCACGGAGACUCUGGGCACGUACUGUCUGGUGGGCCAGUCGGUGGGCAAGGCGGCCGCCAAGAGGCUGAAGCUGGCUGUCUUUGGGCCCGUUUCUUGCACCACGCUGGACUACCACAUCAGGGUGUACUGUCUGGACGACACGCAGGAUGCGCUCAAGGAGGUUCUUCAGAUGGAGACGCAUAUGGGAGGCAAACUCCUGGACGAGCCCAAGACUCUCAACUUUAAGGACAGCACGCAUAACCUGAGACUGUCCAUUCAUGAUGUACCGCACCCGCACUGGAAGAGCAAACUUAUUGCCAAAUAUCAGGAGAUCCCCUUCUACCAGGUAUGGAGCGCUAGCCAGAGGAGCCUCCACUGCACCUUCACGCUGGAGAGGAUGAGCUCGGCCGUUACUGAGGUCAGCUGUAAGCUGUGCGUCAGGCAGGUGGAGGGCGAGGGGCAGAUCUUUCAGCUCAGCAACACCCUGGAGGAGGAGCUCCAGUGCAUAGACACUGUUUUUAUGUUGUGGCCUGAGGGACACUUGCUAACCCCUAGCGAGCAUAAAUGGAACAUAGCUUGAAAGACGCUUUGAGGAGUGUUUUUACGGCUUUCAUCCGUCGGGAACGAUCCAAACGAGCUAUGUUGUUGAAAAAUUGGCAUUGUAUGUCGUGGGCUCAUAACGCAAGAUAAGGACAUAGUUGGAGGGAAAACGUUGGCGAUGAAUGCUAACUGCUAGCAUGGUAAACGAAAGCCAGCUCAAACAUGUAUACAUUUACAAUUUUUAAAAAUGCAAGAGACGAAACGACACGGCUACUCAGAGGCCGUGCCGUGUUGCAACUGUUAACCAGAGGUCCUGCCAAGCCACAAUAAGCCCGCCUCCACUCAGAUCCUGUCAUGAAUCGACCGGUUUCACCGAUGCGAGCGUGAAGUGCAGAUGUAUUGAUAUGAGCGGGAGAACAUGCGAACAAUAGAUUCUCCCUUGUUAUUAUUCCUAUUUUUAUUUCAUGAUACUAAUUAUUAUUGAAUGAAUGCAAGCCAUGGCAAGAGAGCCUAUGAGUUACAACUGCAAAAAGCAGUAUUAUUUUUCGUAAUGACGAACAACCAGCAGGGGGUAUAAGAAAGAGGACAAGGCGGCGAUCGCACCACAUGAUUAAUACACCUGUGUUGUUUUUUUUCAAAAUAUGUCAUGGAUUAUUCAUCCAGAGCAAUUUUGGUGUGUUGUCACAUCACCACCAUGUCUUUCUUGAUCUCUAGUGCCAUCCAGUGGCCUUGAUAAAACAGUUUACUUGUCUUUUCAGUUUAAUGACUCAUGUAAAUACAUGAUUGUCAGAUGUUAAGUAAAUUCACAUAUUUUUUCCUCAUUGAAGAUUAUUGUAGUUGUGAUAAUAACUAAUUAUUUGAGUUAGAUUUUAGGUUUUCAAAAAAUGUCCAUGUCACCGCGUUUUUUAUAUUUAUUUUUUUAGAUGAACCCCCAAAAAAGUUAUUUAGAAAUCAAUCUCAAAGCAUGAAUUUAUUUUUUAUGUUUAUUUUUUCCAUAUUUUGGUUGUCAAAAUAUAUUUGAGGCCUUGGGAUUCAUUAUUACAAAAAGAUAUUUAAUGUAUUUAAACAAUAAGAUAAAUAUUUGAAAGAGUUU